This is a messenger RNA of Didymodactylos carnosus, 3826 nucleotides long. The record is from the annotation of a GenBank genome assembly. Lineage: Eukaryota; Metazoa; Rotifera; Eurotatoria; Philodinida; Philodinidae.
GAAAUAAUUAGAAAUUAAUGCGAACUAAUUUAAAAAAGUUUCAUAUUAAAUUAGUGCACAAUCAGUUUUUUCUGAUUAAAAAUCAAUUUAAAUUAAUUUAACUUGAUAAAUUAAUUCAAGUCAAUUAAAUUUUAACCAGUUCGAAUGAAUUUAUCAAGUUAAAUUAAUUUAAAUUGAUUUUUAAUCAGAAAAAACUGAAUGUGCACUAAUUUAAUAUGAAACUUUUUUAAAUUAGUUCGCAUUAAUUCCUAAUUAUUUUCAAAAGUUCUAAUGGAAACUCUUUGUCGUCGAUAUAAAUUAUGUUCAAAUCAUUUUUUUUAUUUGUUUAGGUUAUCGCUUGAAAGAUAAAUUAACUGAUAAAUUUAUCACUCGUUUGGAACAAAUAUCUAUCGAUUCAUCAUUAUUUUAUCAUGUUAUUCGUGAUUUACAUAAAGCAUGCAAAUAUAACUGUUUUAUGGACAUUUAUAUUCAAUUAUUAACAAACAUUGAAAAAUAUUCUGAUCGUUCAUCACGUUGGCUGUUUGAUGGUAAUACGGCAAAUUAUUGCUAUGUUCCUAGAGUUAUUGUAACUCCUACAAGUAUUUUACCUCAACCAAUGCGUCCAAUGAAAGAAAAUCGUGUCUUAAGACAGAGACAAUUUGGAAAUUCAUAUUGUUAUUGUCGUGUAUUAUUGAGAGAUGAAGAUAUGUAUACAAUGUCAGCUGAAACUGUUGAUCAAUGUCGUACAAGAAUAUUAGAAUUAAUAAAAACAAAUUUACAAGUAGCACAAACAGAUUAUGAAUAUUUACAUUGUUCAAAUUCACAAUUGAGAGAUCGAUCAUUUUGGUUUUAUGCACCUUAUCAAGGUUUUGAUGCUGAUAAAAUUCGUGCAUGGAUGGGUGAUUUUCGUCAUGAAUAUUCUGUAUCAUCAUAUGUUACCCGAAUGGCUCUAUGUUUCACCGGUUCUCUACGAACAAUUACAAUUACAAAAGAUGAGGAAUUACAAAAAAUUGAUGAUAUUCAAGAUAAAUGGAGAAAAUACUGUUUCACAGAUGGUAUUGGCAAAAUUAGUCUUCCCAUGUUACAACGAGUUUAUCAAGAAUUAGACAUUGAUGAAGCCACAUCUUAUUUACCAUGUGCAUUACAAAUUCGAUUAGCCGGGAUGAAAGGUGUAUUAGUACGAGCACCGGAAUUAAACAAUCAACAUCUAAUUCAGGUUCGCCAAAGUCAAAUGAAAUUUGAAUCGGAUCAUUAUGAUUUAGAAGUCAUUGAUUUUUCAAAACCUUGUAAUUUAACAUUAAAUCGUCAAGUUAUUACACUUUUGUCAUCCUUGGGUGUUGAAGAUGCGGCAUUUUUAUCAUUACAAAAUGAUGCACGUUUACGAUCGACAAUGGCAUUAUUGAAACGACGUGAAGCUAUUAGUCUAUUAGACAAAGUUCGAUAUUAUGAUUUUGAUAAAUUAGGAGAUUGUGGUAUUGACAUACCACAUGAACCAUUUUUUCGUUCAUUACUCAUUGCAGCUUAUCGUGAUCGUUUACGUUGUUUACGUCAACGUUCGAAUGUUGCCAUACCAAAUUGUUCUGGUCGUGCAAUGUUUGGUAUUAUUGAUGAAACAUCAACAUUGGAGUAUGGAGAAGUGUUUAUUCAAUACACAACACGAAAUGAAAGUGAACCACAAAUUGUUCUCGGUAAUGUGGCCGUUACAAAAAAUCCAUGUUUAUAUCCGGGUGAUAUUCGAGUACUUAAAGCAGUUGAUGUUCCACAACUACAUCAUCUUUAUGACUGUGUUGUAUUUCCAUCCAAAGGACAUCGACCACAUACGAAUGAAAUUAGUGGAUCAGAUCUUGAUGGCGAUGUCUAUUGGGUAUGUUGGUUACAGGAUAUCGUUCCACAACCAGAAAAUCAAAUUGAACCAUUAGCGUAUGAUACAGCCGAAAAGAAAUUAUUAAAUCGUCAAAUAACAAUUGAUGAUGUUGCCGAAUUUUUAAUUGAUUAUAUGGCAAAUGAUUUUUUGGGAGAAUUAUGUAAUGCACAUUUGGCAUGGGCAGAUUUGGAAACAGCUGUAUCAGAUACAUGUGUUAAUUUAGCAAAAAUUAUUUCAGCUGUUGUUGAUUAUCCCAAAACAGGUGUUAAUCCGGUGACUGAUGAAAAUCGUCGAGCUUUAAAAGCACCACGUUUUCCAGAUUUUAUGGAAAAAGAACUUCGAUCAUAUCGUAGCAGAAAAGUAUUAGGUAAACUGUAUCGUCAAGCCAAAGCGGCAUAUGAAUUACAAUUACAAUUAGAAUUUAAUGAAUCAAAACAUAUGAUUGAAUUAGAUCAAGAAUUAAUUGUUGACGGUUAUGAAACAUACAAAAUGGAUGCUGAAAGACAAUAUAAAUUAUAUUGUAAUAAAUUACAACAAAUUUUAGAUUUAUAUGAUUAUGUAAGUGAAGCAGAAUUGAUUACCGGAUGUCAACCGAGCAAUAUUGAUGAAAAACGAUCGUAUGAUGCAGCAGAUAUUGCGGGACAAGAUUUUAAACGUUUAAGAACAGAUACGAGAAGAGAAUUUUUAAAUGAAUUUUUUAUUGGUGAUGAUAAAAAAAAACGAGGCACAAAAAAUUCCAUAUUAUCUCAUGAUCCAAAUGUUAUUCGAUUACAAUUACAGAAGGCAAGUGCUUGGUAUCAUAUUGCUUAUACCGAUAACGAACAAACAAUACUAGCAAAAUCAUUUGCUUGGGUUAUGUGGGACUUAUUAUGUGAAAUUCGAGCGCGAAAAGAACGAAUACAACAUUUAUCGUCACGUACACUAUCUGAAGCAUUAAAAUCUUAUUAUAUAACAAUGACAACAGUUAAACAAAAACAUGUGGCUAAUUAUGAGAGAGCAAGAACAUUAUUACAUAAAUAUUUAGAUAUGGAUAAAUGUGAACAUUUAUUUGAACCGGCCUAUUCGUUUUUGAAUAUUCCCGAUGUGACUGGUUCGCGCGUUCGAGUUCUAGUUGUACCGAAUAAAAUUGGUACACAUGCUGAAACUAUAAUAAAAUUAAAUAAAAAUCAUUAUGAUAUUGUCAAAUUAAAUGAAUUUAAAAUUCGAGAAUUAACAAAAGCAAGCAAGUUUUUUAUGAAAAUUUUAUUAGCCCAACCAGCUAUUGCCACCGUAUUAGAAAUUGCCAUUGAUUGGGCUGCAAAACAUCAAUGUUUUACUAAAACGGAUCGUAAUGGUAAUCGUACUUUAUUAAUUCGUCCCGAAGUAUUUUUUGAACGUGCUUUACGUGCAAUGUGUGCCGAUAUUCCUCCAUCAAUGUUACCGUCUCUCGAAGAUGAAGAACCAAUCACGAAUAAUGCAACUAAUUCAAAAAUAACCGCACCGCCCUACUCAUCCGGUGCAAAACAACAACAAGAAGAAUUAUCUUCGUCACAAUUGUGGUAUACCUACGAACAAUGGACAUCACAUAUGAUUGAGAACUGGGAUUUUCAAGCUGUAUCAUAUCAGUUUCUAAAAUUAAUUCGAGUGUGUAAUGAACAGAAGAAUGUUUACUUUUUAAAUAUAUGUCACGUAUUAUUAUUGGCAUUACAAAAAAUUGGUAUUACAAUGAAUCUUGAUAAUACACCAAUCGAUUUAAAAGAUUCACUUGUUUAUUAUUUGAAUUCUGCACAAUAUCGAAAUAAUAAAGAUCAAUAUCAACAAAAACAACCGAAUGGUCCUUCAGAUACAACAGUCGAUAAUAAUAAUAAUAAUAAUAAUAGUGGACGUCAGGUCAGUGCUAACGGUUAUUAUUCUAUGAAUAAUACUCAUAAUCGAAUAAAAAAUGUAUCACACAUGCAACAGUAUUCACAAAAUCAAAAUAAUACACAAAACAGAAGAAAUUAA